CCAUUACUACCCUCUUUCUCGCAGUCCGCAGCUAUAGUCUCAUUACAUGGUAGACAAGUCGAGGGCACCAUCGUCUUCGCGGCUCAGCGAAGGUUCCUCCCGUCAUGAGCAGAGCAUGGGCCAGCCCAACGGACACCUCACCCACUCACCUUCCAACAAGUCUCCCUCCACUUCUGGCCUAAGUACGUCCCUCCUUCUCUCGGUCAUCCCACAAUGGACAUGGGUCCUCUCAUUGAUCUUCGUCGGAUGCUGCUCCAACGCCUACUACCUCGAGUCUUCCACCUCGCAGAUCCCAAACCUAGGCACACUUAUCACCUUUCUGCAAUUCCUCUUCACCAUGCUCCUCGCCCUACCUUCGCAGCUGGAGUCUGCCUCCAGCACCAGCUCGGGUGGCAAAGGCGGACUCGCCGGAAUCAGAUGGAGGCGUAAUAGAGUACCACUGUCGAGAUGGGGAGUGCAGGUGUUACUAUACGCUUCGACGACGCUGCUCAAUAAUACGGCGUUUGCCUACGACGUGCCCAUGCCGGUGCAUAUCAUUUUCAGGAGUGGAGGAUUGGUGGUGAAUAUGCUCAUGGGAUGGCUGGUCAGGGGCAAGAGGUACUCACUGCUGCAGAUCACCUCUGUCUUCUUGGUCACCUUCGGCGUCAUCCUAUCCACAAUUUCCACCUCUCCCUCUCCUCCAGCCUCAGGAAGCAGCGAAUCCUCGCCAUCACCAGCCGUCCUAUCAAAAUACUUCAUCGGCAUCUCUCUCCUCUUCCUCGCCCUCUUCCUGUCCUCCCUCAUGGGCAUCUGGCAAGAAAUCACAUUUCAGCGGUACGGCAAGGAUCACUGGCAGGAGGCCAUCUUCUAUUCGCAUGCCCUCUCUAUGCCUCUUCUCGGGCUCAGAAUGGGAAAUCUCAAAGAGGAGGUAGGACUGGCAAUGGGUAGCGAAAAGGCCUGGCUGGGGAUAAAUGCUGCGGGCCAAAGCAGUCUCGCCUCGAAGGGGAGCUGGCCCCCACCCGGAGGCAUAUGGGACUUCUCCAUCCUCCUCCCCAUCCGCCAGCUUUCCUCCCUCCUGCCAAGCGCAGGCUUCUACCUCCCCUCCAUCCUUCCCCUUCUAGCACUCAACAUUCUCACCCAACUAGCAUGCAUCAAUGGCGUCAAUAGACUAACCGCACGCGUAUCCUCCGUAGGCGUCACCCUCGUCCUCGUGGUGAGAAAGGCAGUCAGUCUAGCCAUUUCUGUUCUAUUGGUAGGAGGAGCGAGAGGUGGAGAUAUGAAGACGUUGAGUCUGGGAGCGGUGGCUGUGGGAAUAGGUACGGUCGGGUAUGCUUGGGCGAGUAGUGGAGGAGGAGGAGGAGGUGGAGGGGCGGCCAGGAAAGGGAAAUUGGUCAAGAGCGACGACGAGGCCCAGGCGGAGGGGAGCGAGAAGUCUGGGUCCAUAUCCAGCUCGAGAGACGCUGGAGUCAAUGGAGACACAGUUCGUCGGCGGUCAGCAAGAAGUCAAUGAUGCUCCACCUUUCUUUUCUUUAUUCAUUACCUUCAAUGCUACUGCA
Molecule: messenger RNA, 1535 nt
Organism: Microstroma glucosiphilum
Lineage: Eukaryota; Fungi; Basidiomycota; Exobasidiomycetes; Microstromatales; Microstromataceae
Product: UAA transporter
Exons: 2
Coding region: 116-1489 (457 amino acids)
Biological process (GO): transmembrane transport
Cellular component (GO): endoplasmic reticulum membrane; Golgi membrane
Molecular function (GO): UDP-N-acetylglucosamine transmembrane transporter activity
Source: RefSeq, a predicted model, not a curated record